AGGACCCGUCCCUACAGCAGCGAGCAGCAGCGCAUCCAUCCUGCCGUGGAGCCGGGAGCGUGGAGCCGCGAGGAGCGCACACACAGAGCGACAGAAGAUGGACGGAGUGGGAUCGUUCGGAGCGGGCCGGACCGGGUCCACUAUCGACCCGAUUACCUUCGCCAAGCAGCCGCAGACCAUCAUCAGAGUGCUGUCCUGGAUAUUUUCCUUGGUGGUCUUCGCCUCCAUCGUGAAUGAGGGUUAUGUCAACAUGGGCAGCGAGCGACUCCACUGCAUCUUCAAUAAGAACACAGACGCGUGCAACUACGGCGUGUUCGUGGGCCUGGUUGGCCUGCUGGCAUGCUCCUUCUUCUUCCUGCUUGACUACAAGUUCUCCUCCAUCAGCUCUGUUAAAGACAGGAAGAAGGCUGUAAUGCUUGAGAUCGGCUUCUCAGGUUUCUGGACCUUUCUAUACUUUGUAAGUUUCUGCUUCCUCGCCAAUCAGUGGUCUCGGACCAGAGCUGAAGAGCUGCCACUCAACCAAGGAGCAGAUGCCGCUCGGGCAGCAAUCGCCUUCUCUUUCUUCUCCAUAAUCACCUGGGCUGGUCUAACAGUGCGUGCGGUCCAGAAGUAUCUGCUCGGCACAGACAUGACACUGUUCACCACCGAGCACAUGGACGGUGGCGCACCCACCCAGCCAUACCCCUCCAACUCUCCGGGAGGCGGCGGCACCACCAUCGAGACCACGGAGACCUACCAGAGCCCACCAUUCACCGAAAACAACGCAGCACCCACAUACCAGGUUCCCAUUUACUAGAAAGGAUAGACCUGGUGAUGGUGGUGGAAGACGAAGAAGACGACAGGGGAGAGGGAUGCAGAUAAGAGGAAACUGCUUUCUGUGAUGUUACACGUGCAGUUGUUUAUGUUGAUCUGGGCUGAGUUUUCAGUAAGCGUUGAAUUAGCGGCCUCUGAUUCCUCAUUUCUUCCUCUUGGUACCUUUUCCUUCCUGAACAUUCCAGUUUUAUCGUCACUUUUGUACGCCUCUCUGUGGAGCAAGGCCACAGCACAGGUACGAGAGCUGAUAAAUCAAAAAGAAAAACAAGUGGAGGAAAUGCAGAGCAGGAGGCCACUUUUGCCGACUUCAAACGCAUUAUGACAAAAAUAAGUAAGAAAAAAAAGUGAUCAACAAGUCAGUGACUCCACCACAACAAAGCAGUAUUAGAUCCCUAAAAAUAGUGCAGGAGGCACUCGCAUCCAGAGAGCACCCUUGUCUUAUUCUUUUCAUUUAUUCCAAAUCCCCUUUCAUGCCAAACACUGCAGGGAAUCGUUUUUCUUUUUCGUUUUUUUUGUUGUUGUUUUUCUUUUUUAGCUAGAGUCUGGUCUUUCCUCGUAUGUUCCCUGCUGCAGUUAGAAACCAUCAUCUGCAUUAAAUCUGCAUGUUUCCAAACUUAGAGAUCAACUAAGUGCCAUACUGUACUGUGUGUUUCAGACAGUGACUUAAUUUAGUAGUUUUCCAUAUGCUGUAAAGAAAACAAAAACAAAAACAAAACAAAAAAAACACAACGGCAAUGUUUUUGUGACCAAGUGCAAUAUUUCACAUUCUUAUGUAAGUAGGUAGAUGCAGUACUGUAGGUAAACUAGUUUAGGUCAAUUUCAGGUGCUGUCUCAAAUCACAUGCAAUUCUUUGGAUUGUGCUGAUAAGUCUCGACGAUCUGACCACCCUGGUGACGUUUUGCAGGAAAUGGAAGUUGUAUCAGAUGAUCAAAGCGCUCCAGAGAGAGAGAGAAAGAGGGAAUUUCUCUUCCAUGGAAGCUGAGCUAUUAUAUAUAUAAUUAGAGAAGUUCAAAUUGUGCUAUAUCAUCCUUUCAGACAUGUUUUAGUCUCCCUUAAUGAAGUCUAUCGCACAUUUUAAAGCAAACGACACUCACGGUGCAAAAUAUAAAUGGUGCAGUGUCACCCUGACUGAGCCGGUGUGAUUUUGGGGGUCAGCCUGAUUACACUUCAAAUUCAGUGUGGAAACCUUCAUCCUUAUUGAAUCACCAUUCAAUCUGGUAUAUUUCUGUGCCUGGCAUGAAUGGAUUAUUAAAUGUACCUAAUGGGCUCCUGCGCUGGAAGUGAUUAUUAAUCCUGGAAAGUCAGUUACAUGACUAUUAAAAACACACACACACACACAAACUGAUCAGGAGUUCGGUGGGAGGGUGGGGGCUUUUACAGGCUGUGCCCAGGGGGCCUUUGUCUCACAAUCAAUCCACGGUGCCAGGGAAUGUAUUCAGUGUGUUAUUUGAGACAGCGCCCUGUGCUGACUGCUGUGUGUACAAAAAUCAGGAGAGUGGGAGAUAUUCUGGGUAAAUUAUGUAGGUCCGUUUAUGUUUACGUUUUAGAAGCUGCCAAACUGCCCUGUGUUCUUAUUGCUGUCUUCUGAUUACCACGUUACUACUACGUUACUACUAUGUUGUUAAUAGGAUCUUCUGGAGGGUGGGGGGCAAAAGAAAGAAUACAGUUGGGGGGGUGUUACAGAUCGCUCGCUGGCUAAUUCAUUGAUCCUGCAAUCCUGCCAUAUUAAGGAGAGAGCGGCGGGUUGGGGUGUAAUAAUUAGUUGCCAUGACGACAGGGUUGUGUGGAUGUUGGUCACCAGGGGCCCUGAUGUAGAUAGUACCCAUGCCAACCAUGUCGGUGUGUAGCGGUGUCUGUGCUGUGCUUCGCGUGCACGCUCUCAUCAGUGAAUCUGUGGUGUCGUGUGGUGUGUGUGCGACCGUGCGAGUGUGUCCACGUGCACCAUCAUCGUGCACGAGGGACAUGUAAGUCUGCACACUUGUGUCCAAAGCCGUGAGUGUGUGCAGUCAGUUGGGUUCUGUGCUGCAUCGAAGUUUGUUUUUUCUUUAACGUGCAUUUAUCAGAGAGUGGGAAUCACGAGCGUGCUACGAUAUUUAAUCAUUUUGCCUCAGUAAAAACACAAUUUAACCUCAGUGUCACUGAUAAGGUAUACAUAAUGCAAAGCAAAUUAACUGGGCCAAAUCUAAAAGAAUUCUAGUUAAAGUGACACACAUGACCAGUCGAAAGCCUUGCUUGCUGUUCUAAUAGAUCCAGUGUAAAUGGUUAUCUCUGCUGCGGCAGGACAACUGAAGCAAUCGUCAUAAUAAGGAAAGAAAAUUGUUUGUUAUAUAUCGAAUGCUGUGUCACUCCGACUCUGAUAGAAUGUUUUAGAAAGACUGGCAGCAUCGGUGAAGCUGACAGGAUCAUUUUAUAUGUUUGUAACCGCAAAUGUAUCCAUACUUUAAAUUAACUUUCUGAUUCCUCAGUUGUAGUUUUGCACAAGUGUGUACACACAUUAAAAACAAAACAAAACUUAAAGUAUUAUUAAAAAUCCAGAUCCGGCCAUUGAUUACAGGGACUGGAGCUACAGGAAGCCAACAGACUGAAAAUGUUAACUACUGUAGAUAUGUAGUUAUAGAAAAAAAACUCUUAUUCUGCAAUAAUAGAAUUUCUGUGUGUCCUCAGUUCCAGCACUCAAAUGAAUAACACUGAUCU
This is a messenger RNA of Neolamprologus brichardi, 3507 nucleotides long. It is a transcript of the gene syngr3a, whose product is annotated as synaptogyrin 3a. The record is from RefSeq and is a predicted model, not a curated record. Gene Ontology annotation, cellular component: neuromuscular junction; synaptic vesicle membrane. Lineage: Eukaryota; Metazoa; Chordata; Actinopteri; Cichliformes; Cichlidae.